Messenger RNA from Cannabis sativa, 1038 nucleotides. RefSeq lists its product as uncharacterized. Lineage: Eukaryota; Viridiplantae; Streptophyta; Magnoliopsida; Rosales; Cannabaceae. Gene Ontology annotation, molecular function: RNA-DNA hybrid ribonuclease activity; nucleic acid binding. The coding region runs from base 1 to 1038 and encodes 345 amino acids. The record is from RefSeq and is a predicted model, not a curated record. The transcript has 2 exons.
AUGGUGGAAGAGAUGCAAGAUUAUGAGCAAUUAAUUGAAGGUGCGUGGGGAUUGGAAGCUGAGGACUUAGCUUGGAAGACCCUUUGGAAAAUCAAAGUUCUACCUAAGGUUCUUCACCUAAUUUGGAAGGCUCUCUCUGGGUGCUUACCAACCAAAACACAGUUACAAUCCAAACAUAUUUUCGUGGGGCUGGAGUGUCCUUUUUGUAACAAUGCAGCAGAGACAAUUGAGCAUGUGUUAUUGUUCUGCAACUUCAGUACCUCCUGUUGGAUUCGGUCUGGGUGGGGAAGUGCACCAACACAGAAUGCCAGCUUUGUGGACUGGUUUACUGCUCUAGUCAGUCGGCAAAAACCAGAAAUAAUUGAGGAGGGAGUUAUGAUGUGUUGGUCUAUUUGGAAGACCCGCAACGAUGUCGUUUGGAACCAAAAAAACUGUUCUGCAGCUGAUGUAGUGUGUACCGCGAGAUUAAUUCUUGCUCAAUGGAAGUACGCUCAAUCAAGGAAAUUUGAUCCCCUUCAUGUGCCUGCUGGUACUUUUGAAGGAAGCGAGCGUUGGUCAAAACCGGAUGCAAAUAAGCUUAAGAUUAAUGUCAACGGGGCCGUGUUUGCUGCUGAAAAUGCUUAUGGUUCAGGUAUUGUUGUUCGUGAUGAUGGUGGACGGUUGAUUGAGGCUGUUGCAAGCUAUGUAAUUGGGGGUACUCAACCGGAAUUGGCCGAGAUAAUGGGGAUUAAGGAAGCACUCAGUUGGGUCAAGAGGAAAGGUAUUCAAGAUGUUGUCAUUGAAUCCGAUAGCCUACUUUCGAUCCAAGCGUUGGAAAGUUCUAUUCGAAUGCCUUCGGUGUUUGGUUUAAUGGUUGUUGAGUGUCAAACUCUUUUACUUUCUCUUGUCAAUGUUAAAAUUUGUUUUGUUAAGCGAUCUGCUAACAGAGUUGCACAUUGCAUUGCCCGCAACUCUUGUUUUUGGUCAGGUUGUAAUUUUGUAGAAGGGACAGCGCCUGCUGCUCUUCAAACUCUUAUUCUUGCCGAUUUGGCAGUUUAA